Molecule: messenger RNA, 725 nt
Organism: Nanorana parkeri
Lineage: Eukaryota; Metazoa; Chordata; Amphibia; Anura; Dicroglossidae
Gene: SLC44A3
Product: solute carrier family 44 member 3
Exons: 5
Coding region: 78-488 (136 amino acids)
Biological process (GO): transmembrane transport
Cellular component (GO): membrane
Molecular function (GO): transmembrane transporter activity
Source: RefSeq, a predicted model, not a curated record
UGAAUCAGAAUGCGUACACAGCGACCGUAAUUAAUGGAACCCCAUUCUGUACCUCUGCCAAGGAAGCCUACAGUCUUAUGACGAAAACUCCCCCCUGUGUCUCAUCACUGAAAUGCUCUGCGGUAUUCCUUGUUUUUCUUGGAAAGGUCUUUGUUGUGUGUUUCACAGUAUUUGGAGGACUAAUGGCUUUUAAUUACCAUCGAGAAUUGCGUGUUUGGGUCAUCCCGUUGCUGUUGGUUGCUUUCUUUGCUUAUCUGGUUGCACACAGUUUCUUAUCUCUGUUUGAAAGUGUUGUACAUAGUCUGCUCCUGUGUUACGCAAUAGACAUUGAGACCAAUGAUGGCUCAUCUGAAAAACCCUACUUCAUGGAUCAGGAACUGAUGACAUUAAUACACCAGAGUAGCAGCGACCCAGAGGCGAUAAAGAACAGGCCACUGCAGAACGGAGAAGAUGGAACUGAGCUUCGGCCAAUAGCAAGAGCGGACUGAGCAGCUGAUGUGUUCUCUGUAAAAGAAAUAUGGUGGAUGGCCGGCUCUUACCUUGCUGGUACAUUAACUAAAGCCGCAGCUGCUGCUCCUGACAUAUGAGGAGAGGAGAGGCCUAGCCAUUCUUUUCCUGUAGGUCUUUGAGCCUGAAGGACUGUGUCCAGUGUCAUUUCAGUGCCUUUUACAUUCUUCACCCAACUACAGGGUGCACCAUUUAGUAAAUUAUAAUAUACACAAUAG